Trichoderma gamsii is the source of this 1884-nucleotide messenger RNA. RefSeq names its product phospholipase C. NCBI's taxonomy places the organism in Eukaryota, Fungi, Ascomycota, Sordariomycetes, Hypocreales, Hypocreaceae. Bases 1 to 1884 code for a protein of 627 amino acids. The transcript is spliced from 3 exons. Gene Ontology annotation, molecular function: hydrolase activity, acting on ester bonds. The record is from RefSeq and is a predicted model, not a curated record.
AUGGCUCCUCCUCGAGGCCUGGGGUCUGCUUCGGCGACCCUAUUCUCCAUCAUCAGUCUUGUCAAGGCUGGGAGUCUGAAAGAUAUCGAUCAUGUGGUUCUCUUCAUGCAAGAGAACCGUGCCUUUGAUCACUACUUUGGCACAAUGGCAGGAGUUCGAGGAUUCAGCGAUGCGAAUCUGCAGAUGAACGACGGUGUGCCGGUCUGGAAACAGAUUACAGACUCUUCAUUAACCACGGCUGCCGACUAUGUGAACCCGUGGUACAUCAACUAUCUGGGUGGCAACUGGACCGGGGCCACUCAGUGCAUGCUUACCGGCACCAAUAGCUGGCAAGAGAACCAUGCUGCUUGGAAUGAUGGUACGAAUGAUCAUUGGGCGGUGGGCAAUAGCCCCUACAGUAUUGGGUUCUACAAGCAGCAGGACAUUCCCAUCCAGUGGGCGUUGGCAGACAACUUUGUCGUUGGAGACAUGUACCAGGAAGGUGUUGUCGCCGCAACAAAUCCCAACAGAGUCACCUGGCUCUCCGGCAGCAUCAACGCCCCCGGCGGUCCUCAGACCCCCAGCGAGGGUGGCAACCCCUACAUUGACAACAACAUCACUCCUGGCUGCGAAUCCGGCGGCUUCAACUGCUACCCGCUGAAAUGGAAGACCGUCGGUGAAUUCUACGAAGAUGCCGGCACAACCUGGCAAGUCUUCCAGGACGCCGACAACUUUGACGACAAUUCCUACGCCCGCUUCGAGCAAUUCCAGAACGCGGCGCCGGGGUCCAGCCUGUACAACCGCGGAAUGAAGGGUCUGACGCUCGACACGUUCUACGCGCAGGCCGCCAACGGAACCCUGCCCGAGGUGUCUUAUAUCGUGGCUCCCAUGGAGCUCUCCGAGCAUCCUCCCUAUUCCCCCCACGACGGCGCCUGGCUGCAGUACCAGGUGGCCCAGGCCGUGCUCAACUCGCCCAAGUACAACAAGACGGCGCUGAUUGUCUCCUACGACGAGACCGGCGGCUGGUUCGACCACGUCGACCCAUACCGGUCGCCAAACGGCACAUCGGGGGAAUGGAUCCAGGACCCCUACGGCCAGGUCGGCUACACCUUCAUCGGCCCGGGCUUCCGGCUGCCGUUUUACAUCAUCUCGCCCUGGACGCGCAACGGCGGCGUCUUCACCGCGCACAGCGACCACAACUCGCAAAUCAUGUUUGUCGAGAAGUGGCAGGCCGCAAAGGGGCGCAACGUGACGACCGACCAGAUGGUGCCGUGGCGCCGCAGCCACAUGUCUGAUUUGACCGAUGCCUUUGACUUUGACCACCCAGACUAUACCAUCCCUUUCAUCCCGCAGCCGCAGACGCCUCAUACAGAUUCCAGCGGCAACUACGAUGGUUCGUCGUACUGCCAGUCUCAGUAUGGCAACACGCAGCCGCCGGUGCCGUACACGGGAAACGGUGUCAUUGACGACAUGACGACCCAAACCCAGCAGGGCUUCAAGGCCAUCCGCGGAACGCUCACAGAAGGCCGCCACCUCGUCCUCGAGCUCAACGGCUUUGCCCUCGCCCAAAAGACAACCUUCACAAAGGCAAUUGUCCUGGGCCGAGCUACAUCGCGCCACGACAACCCAGCCCAGCGAUGGAUUGCCCACGCCGUGGUCAUCGGCGGCACAGACUUCACAUUCUCCGACGACAGCGGCAGGAAUUACAUUUGCGCGAGCCAGCUGCUCUGCAGUGAUCCAAGCAAGGCUGUCGUCUUCACGGUGACUUACACGGCGGGCAGGGGGUACGUUAUCAAGGUCAAGGGCACGCAGAGUUACCUGUCUGUUGGGGGUGGGGGGACGUCGAGCUAUGCUACGAUGACGGGGGGACGUGACUACUGGCAGAUAUAUAGCGUUAGCUACUGA